AGAAUACAUCUUUUUCUCUCUCUUCUCUCUCAUUGAUUCGAUCACCAGCACCGAUCAUGGCGAGCCUGUGGCGGGCGGCGAUGGGCUCGGCCCAAUCCAGCGAAAACUACGACGGAGUGGAGUUCUGGGUCAACCCGGAACGGUGCGGUUGGCUGAUGAAGCAAGGCGAGUACAUCAAGACUUGGCGGCGCCGCUGGUUCGUGUUGAAACAAGGAAAGCUUUUCUGGUUCAAGGAAUCCGACGUCAAUAGCGGUUCCAAGCCACGUGGAGUGAUCCCAGUGGCCAAUUGCCUUACAGUCAAAGGCGCGGAGGAUGUACUGAAUCGGCAAUUUGCCUUUGAAUUAUCCACUAGGUCAGAGACCAUGUACUUUAUAGCAGAUUCGGAGAAGGAAAAGGAGGAUUGGAUUAAUUCCAUUGGGCGUUCUAUUGUGCAGCACUCCAGAUCGGUCACUGAUAAUGAGAUUCUGGAUUAUGAUAGCCGGAAAUAAUGAGGUAUAAUCUGAUUGAAUACGUCAAAUUUUCCUCUCCUUCUUUUUUUUUUUUUUUAUUAAUUUGUAGUGGGUUGGAGGGAUCUGAACUUAAAGUCUUUAUGGAGGAAUUGGUUGUGUUGUGGUGUAUAUUAUGUCUUUUUAUUUUCUGUUUCUUUUCCUUUUCUUUUUUGGCUGAAAAGUGUAAGAAGAAGUACUCUUUUCGUUGUUAAUUGGAAUCUAUGAAUUCUGUAAAUUUGCAUUCUGCA
Molecule: messenger RNA, 736 nt
Organism: Olea europaea var. sylvestris
Lineage: Eukaryota; Viridiplantae; Streptophyta; Magnoliopsida; Lamiales; Oleaceae
Product: pleckstrin homology domain-containing protein 1-like
Exons: 1
Coding region: 57-488 (143 amino acids)
Source: RefSeq, a predicted model, not a curated record